Molecule: messenger RNA, 2184 nt
Organism: Knipowitschia caucasica
Lineage: Eukaryota; Metazoa; Chordata; Actinopteri; Gobiiformes; Gobiidae
Source: the annotation of a GenBank genome assembly
AUGUCAAAGGAGACCAACAUCCCUUUCCUGCAGAACGUCUUCUCAAACCACCAGUUCCUGCACUCCACAGUGGACACGCAGUUCAUCGACGAGAACCCCGACCUGUUCAACCUCAAACCGGUCCAGAACCGCGCCCAGAAACUGCUGCACUACCUUGGUCAUGUGAUGGUGAACGGCCCAUCCACGCCCAUCCCAGUCAAAGCCAAGCCCUCGUCCAUCGACCCUGUCAUCCCUGCUAUUACCAUGGGUGACGCUCCGGUGGGCUUCCGGGAUGUCCUGCUGCGGGACGGGCCUGAGGGUUUUGCUAAAGCUGUGCGCGCUCACAAUGGCCUGCUCCUGAUGGACACCACCUUCAGAGACGCCCAUCAGUCCAUACUGGCCACGAGGGUCCGCACACACGACCUCAAGAAAAUCUCCCCCUUUGUCAGCCACAACUUCAGCAACCUGUUCAGCCUGGAGAACUGGGGAGGUGCGACGUUUGAUGUGGCCAUGCGUUUCCUGUCUGAGUGUCCGUGGAAGAGGCUCCAGGAGCUGAGGGCUUUGAUCCCGAACGUCCCAUUUCAGAUGCUGCUGAGAGGGGCCAACGCCGUGGGCUACACCAACUACCCCGAUAACGCUGUCUUCAAGUUUUGCGAGGUGGCCAAGGAGAAUGGCAUGGACAUCUUCAGGGUGUUUGACUCUUUGAACUAUCUGCCCAACAUGCUGCUGGGUAUGGAGGCGGCAGGGACAGCAGGAGGCGUCGUGGAGGCCGCCAUCUCGUACACAGGCGACGUGUCCGACCCCAUGAGGCAGAAAUACUCUCUGGAAUACUACCUGAAACUGGCCGACGAGCUGGUUAAAGCUGGGACCCAUAUUCUCUGCAUUAAGGACAUGGCCGGUCUGCUGAAGCCAGAAGCCAGUAAACUCCUGAUUGGAUCUCUGAGAGACCGCUUCCCUGACGUCCCCAUCCAUGUACACACCCACGACACGGCCGGGGCAGGCGUGGCUGCCAUGCUGGCCUGUGCCGAAGCUGGAGCUGACGUAGUGGAUGUUGCUGUGGACUCCAUGGCGGGGAUGACCUCUCAGCCCAGCAUGGGAGCCAUUGUGGCCUGCGCCAAAGGAACCAAGCUGGACACUGGCAUCGCUCUGGAGAAGGUCUUUGACUACAGCGAGUACUGGGAGGUGGCGCGCGGCUUGUACGCUCCCUUCGACUGCACGGCCACCAUGAAAUCUGGGAACGCCGACGUGUACGAAAACGAGAUCCCCGGAGGCCAGUACACCAACCUGCACUUCCAGGCACACAGUAUGGGACUGGGGAACAAGUUCAAGGCGGUGAAAAAGGCCUACGCCGAAGCCAACAAGCUGCUCGGAGAUCUCAUUAAGGUGACUCCAUCCUCAAAGAUCGUGGGAGACCUGGCUCAGUUCAUGGUGCAAAACGACCUGAGCAGGGCAGAGGUGGAGGAGAGGGCGGAUGAGCUGUCCUUCCCUCUCUCUGUGGUGGAAUUCCUGCAGGGAUACAUCGGAAUACCGCAUGGAGGAUUCCCGGAGCCCUUCCGAUCCAAGGUGCUGAAGUCUCUGCCCCGGAUCGAGGGCCGACCUGGCGCCUCUCUGCCGGCCAUGGACUUCAAGGCUCUGGAGGAGGGACUGAAGGCGACUCACGGAGACGAGAUCACACCUGAGGAUGUCAUGUCCGCCGCCAUGUACCCCAAAGUGUUCCAGGAGUACAAGGAGUUCACCUCCGUUUACGGGCCGGUGGACUGUCUCAACACCAGGCUCUUUUUGGAUGGACCCAAGAUCGCAGAGGAAUUUGAGGUGGAGCUGGAGAGGGGGAAGAUUCUGCACAUCAAGGCUCUGGCUCUGGGAGACCUGAACAAGGCCGGUCAGAGAGAGGUCUUCUUCGAACUCAACGGACAACUGCGCUCGGUGCUCGUGAAAGACACCGUCGCCAUGAAGGAAAUGAAAUUCCAUCCCAAGGCUCAGAAAUCUAUUAAGGGUCAAGUGGGAGCGCCGAUGCCCGGAAAAGUCGUGGAGGUCAAAGUGGAAGUUGGAGCUAAGGUGGAGAAGGGCCAGCCUCUGUGCGUCCUGUCCGCGAUGAAGAUGGAGACUGUGGUGAACUCGCCUAUGUCCGGCACGGUGAAAGCCAUCCACGCCCCUACGGACUCCUCUCUGGAGGGAGACGACCUCAUCCUGGAGAUCGAAGAGUAG